Caenorhabditis remanei is the source of this 984-nucleotide messenger RNA. RefSeq lists its product as uncharacterized. The transcript has 3 exons. The record is from RefSeq and is a predicted model, not a curated record. Lineage: Eukaryota; Metazoa; Nematoda; Chromadorea; Rhabditida; Rhabditidae. The coding region runs from base 1 to 984 and encodes 327 amino acids.
AUGGUCGAUUGUCAGGAUGGUCACAGUUUCCUCGAAACAAUUGAGUUUGUUUCAAUUGUUUUUCACUGUCUAACUGUAAUUGAAGUUCCUGUUCAUCUGUACACAGCUUGGGUUAUUCUAUUCAAAACUCCAGAAUCUAUGAAUUCUGUGAAAUGGCACAUGUUCAAUGUUCACUUCUGGAGUGCUUUUCUAGACAUUUCCGUCAGUUUUCUAACUGCUCCGUAUCUUCUAUUCCCUCAUAUUGCUGGUUAUGGUGCUGGGUUUCUAAUGUAUUUAGGAGUUGACCCAUUUGUUCAGACAACCUUUGUUGUCAUCCUAAUCGGAUGUACUGUUAUUUCCAUAGCAGUGCUUUUCGAAAAUCGAUAUACAAUACUGGCAUCAUCUAGCCGUUUUUGGUAUCGUGUUAGAAAGUCAAUUAUUGGUGUUUUCUACAUUGUCGCUUGGACAUAUUUUGUACCAUUUCAAUAUUUGAUUCCUGAUCAGGUAGUGGCUGUUCCUAUAAUUUUUGAGAAGCUUCCCUCCCUUCACUGCUUCUACACUGGCCCUGUAUUUGUGAUUGCUCUCGAUGUUACCAUCAUAGUUUGGGCAACUGCAACUAAAAUGUUUUUCGAGUUUCUAUUCAUUGGUGCUUUCGGUAUUCUCACAUAUAUCAGUAUCACGAGUCAAAACAAAAGUGUUUCACUUUCGAGAAAAACACUGGCCCUUCAGAAACGGUUUUUCAUGUCAAUCAUAAUACAAACAGCUAUUCCAACCACUAUUAUUGCUAUUCCGCUGUUAUGUUGUGCUAUUUCAUUACUUCAAGGGCAUUACAGUCAAGCUAUGAAUAAUGUUUGCUUCUUAAUAAUUUCCAAUCACGGUUUGGUGACCACAUUUGCCAUUCUACUCAUUCACAAGCCUUAUCGAGAUGCCAUAUUCCCUUGUUUACGGCGGGAACGAAAAAUAACAACGGAUAUAAUUAGUACUGUACUUCCAACUGUGGAUUAA